AUGAAGGGUCUACUAGCGACUAGCAGUCGGGAGGCGCCCCAAGCAGCUGCUAUGGAAACCGAAUUGGCCCAGCUCAUCGACCUGCCGGACGAGCUCAUUCUUCCCAUUCUUGAAGUCCUUUGUCGCCACUGCGACGGUCGAAAUUGCGGAAGUCACCAGGAGGAACGCGAGAGCCAGAAGGCACUCGUCUCAUUCUCAAAGACCUGCUUCCGCUACCACAGGCUUGCGCGACCCUACCUCUUUCACCACGUCUACUUCAAUUACAACUACCACGAGAUUCGGGAGCACCCCUGGCUGGGUUGGAAACAAGAGCAGAUCCUGUUUAGGCUUUUGCAAAGUUUGGCAGGCGACCACGUUCCAGACCCCGACGCGCUGGAGGCUGCUGGCAAGCGGAGCCUUGCAAAUGGCAUCGAUGACUUGGCCACCUCCAUCAAGCACCUUGAAGUCAACCUGACUCCCAAUCUGCACAUUGAAAGUGGCAGGGUCGGUAAGACUUGGAAAGCUCCCAGCCGGGAGACCUUUGGCUUCGACUGGCUUCCUGAGAUUCUCAACCGUGCCACCAAUUUGGAACAUCUCGAGCUACACAUGGAGCUUCCUCUCAACAAGCAUGCGGGCUUUAUACAGUCCAUGAACCAGUACGGCCGCGCCAGGUAUAAUUCCAUUAAUACCCUCAGCUUUAUAUACCGUGCCUCCUGUUACGACAAGAUCACCGAUUUUGACCUUCGAGACACGCACAUGAUCUUCAACCGCUGCCGCAACCUGGCCACACUCGAACUUCACGGAAUAGGAGGCUUGGGCGAACGAUUCGCUGAAACUACCUACGUCACCUCCAAGCUCAAGACCUUGCGCCUGACAAAUUGUUCCCUCCGAGCCAGUGAUUUUGAUACCCUCAUCGCAGGCAUCAAGAAUUUGGAGAGCUUCACUCUGGGCCGCGGCGAGCUCCACAAAUUCCAGUUAAUUGCUGAGAACACGAUCAACGACCAAGUGUUCCCCGCGAGCAUCAUCGAUGGCCUGAAGAACAAGUGCAGCCAUAGCCUGAGGCAUCUCGAGCUCGGUCCCUUUGAAAUGACGCUGUGGCAGUGCAUUUGGCACCUGAAUCGCUUCGGAACGGAAGCCGAAAAGCUCGAGGCCAUUCGAACAGCCACCAUUCAUACACUGCGUUCCUUCGAAAAGCUUGAGCAUGUUCAACUUGCCCAAGACUCUAUUCUCGGCGUUUCAAACAUGUGGACCUCUUGUUACUAUGAUAUUCCUUUUGUAUUGUUGCCGACGUUGCUCCCGGGUGACACAACUACAGAGCAGCGACUCGGCCUUUGGCGUAUCGACACCAGCUUGCCUGACCCUGACGGCACUCGCCUAGUCGACAUGCUUCCGCGGACCCUCAAGUCUCUUCGCCUUACCCAUGUCAACAACAAGCUUGCAGAGAGCUUGCUCACCUUCGCCACCGCCGUCUCCCUCGGAGAGUUCCCCGAGUUGAAGGAGGUAUCCCUGCACGGCCAGGAUCCUCUCAUGGAGCGUUGUCGUUAUGGCAACCGCUUUCAGAUCGAGUUUCUUUUCGCUCUUGAGCGACACUGGGAUUUCUUGAAGGAUGAAGUCUUACAAGAGAUGAAAGACCUGCUUAAUGAAGCUGGUGUCAAACUCUCCUGGGAGGCGAUGGGAAGCAAUCGGCCCACUGAGGGAUGGCCCGAUAGCCCCACAGCGAUGCUGCGCUCAUGUAGCAUGUAUUCAACUCCUCGCAUAACAGAAGAGGACAGGGCAUUCACCAAUUUCAACAUGAAACGCAACGACUGGACCGUCAUGCUACAACGACUGUGUGUCAUAACAGUCACUGAAACCGAGGAGGAGUACGACGAUCACUGGUCGAUAUGGCGUGAGGACGAGUUGGACUGA
Molecule: messenger RNA, 1887 nt
Organism: Colletotrichum gloeosporioides
Lineage: Eukaryota; Fungi; Ascomycota; Sordariomycetes; Glomerellales; Glomerellaceae
Exons: 2
Coding region: 1-1887 (628 amino acids)
Source: RefSeq, a predicted model, not a curated record